Grus americana (Whooping crane) is the source of this 6099-nucleotide messenger RNA. It is a transcript of the gene WASHC4, whose product is annotated as WASH complex subunit 4. NCBI's taxonomy places the organism in Eukaryota, Metazoa, Chordata, Aves, Gruiformes, Gruidae. Gene Ontology annotation, cellular component: WASH complex; endosome. Gene Ontology annotation, biological process: endosomal transport; endosome organization. The transcript has 34 exons. Bases 89 to 3610 code for a protein of 1173 amino acids. The record is from RefSeq and is a predicted model, not a curated record.
CAGAGUGCGGCGCGGGAGCGGGGCAGGAAGUCUCGUGCGCCUGAGUCAGGGGAGGAGGGGGAGCGGCUGUCGGGCGCUCGGGGUGGCGAUGGCGCUGGAGACCCUGUCCCCGGACUGGGAGUUCGACCGCCUCGACGACGGGUCGCAGAAAAUUCAUGCUGAAGUGCAAUUGAAGAAUUAUGGAAAAUUUCUUGAGGAAUAUACAUCUCAGCUGAAGAGAAUUGAAGAUGCUUUGGAUGACUCUGUUGGAGAUGUUUGGGACUUCAGUCUCGAUCCCAUUGCAUUAAAGCUUUUGCCAUAUGAACAGUCCUCCCUACUGGAGCUCAUAAAGACAGAAAACAAGGUUCUAAACAAAGUAAUAACUGUGUAUGCUGCCCUUUGCUGUGAAAUCAAGAAGUUAAAAUAUGAGGCAGAAACUAAAUUUUAUAAUGGCCUCUUGUUUUAUGGAGAAGGAGCCACAGAUUCCAGCAUGGUGGAGGGAGAUUGCCAAAUACAGAUGGGAAGAUUUGUUUCUUUCUUGCAGGAGCUGUCUUGCUUUGUUACCCGAUGUUAUGAAGUGGUGGUGAAUGUAGUGCAUCAGUUGGCAGUUCUCUAUACCAGCAACAAGAAUGCACCUAAAAUUAUAGAGACAUCUGGAGUUCAUUUUCAGGCAAUGUACGAGCAUCUGGGAGAGUUGCUCACAGUCUUAAUCACUCUGGAUGAAAUAAUUGACAAUCAUGCCACUCUGAAAGAUCACUGGACCAUGUAUAAGAGGCUGCUAAAAUCUGUCCAUCACAACCCUUCUAAGUUUGGGAUUCAAGAAGAUAAACUGAAGCCAUUUGAAAAGCUACUGUUAAAACUGGAAUGCCAAUUACUUGAUGGAAUGAUAUUUCAGGCCUGUAUAGAGCAACAGUUUGAUUCUGUAAAUGGCGGAGUGUCAGUGUCGAAGAACAGCACGUUUGCUGAAGAAUUUGCUCAUACUCUUCGCACAGCUUUUGCAAAUGUGGAAGCUAAACUUGGCGAACCUUCAGAAAUUGACCAGAGAGAUAAAUACGUGGGCAUUUGUGGCCUCUUUGUACUGCAUUUUCAGAUUUUUCGGACCAUAGACAAGAAAUUUUACAAGUCAUUGUUGGAUGUCUGUAAAAAGGUACCAGCCAUCACAUUGACUGCUAACAUUAUCUGGUUUGCUGACAACUUCCUGAUUCAGAAGAUACCAGCUGCUGCCAAAUUUUUGGACAAGAAAAGUAUUCAUACAGUUAAAAUGCAAAGGGAGAACUUUCUACAGCAGAAGGCACAGUCACUUACUAAAGAUAUGCAGUCAUAUUAUGUUUUUGUGAGCUCAUGGAUGACAAAAAUGGAAUCUAUCUUGUCAAAAGAGCAACGCGUGGAUAAGUUUGCUGAGGAUCUUUCUAACCGCUGCAAUGUCUUCAUCCAGGGCUUUCUUUAUGCAUACAGUCUUAGCACCAUCAUUAAAACUACAAUGAAUCUCUACAUGUCAGUGCAGAAACCUAUGACCAAAACCUCGGUGAAAGCUCUAUGCAGACUUGUGGAACUUCUGAAGGCAAUAGAACACAUGUUUUACCGAAGAAGUAUGAUUGUGGCAGAUUCUGUGACGCACAUCACUCAGCAUCUGCAGUAUCAGGCUCUUCACUCUAUUUCUGUAGCCAAGAAAAGAGUCAUUUCUGAUAAAAAGUACAGUGAGCAACGCCUGGAUGUCCUGUCUGCUUUGGUGUUGGCUGAGAACACCCUCAAUGGGCCAAGUACAAAACAGAGGCGACUAAUUGUUUCCCUCGCCCUGAGUGUGGGAACACAGAUGAAAACUUUUAAAGAUGAAGAACUCAUUCCCCUUCAGUUAGUCCUGAAAAAACUAGACUUGAUCAGUGAACUUACAGAGCGAAUUCGAGCACAAUGUGACUGUUGUUUCUUAUACUGGCAUCGAGCAGUCUUUCCAAUCUAUUUAGAUGAUGUGUAUGAAAAUGCUGUUGAUUCUGCUAGACUGCAUUAUAUGUUUAGUGCACUACGGGACUGCGUACCUGCUAUGAUGAAUGCAAGACACUUGGAAUCUUACGAGGUGCUUCUGGAAUGCUAUGACAAAGAAAUCAUGGAAGUGCUCAAUGAGCACUUGCUGGACAAAUUAUGUAAAGAGAUUGAAAAGGACUUGCGCUUAUCAGUUCAUACACACCUAAAGCUGGAUGACAGAAACCCCUUCAGAGUUGGCAUGAAGGACCUAGCUCACUUCUUCUUUCUGAACCCAAUACGUUUUUUCAAUCGAUUCAUUGACAUAAAAGCUUAUGUAACUCACUACUUGGACAAGACCUUCUACAACUUAACAACUGUAGCUCUUCAUGACUGGGCCACCUACAGUGAAAUGAGAAACCUAGCAACUCAACGCUAUGGUUUAAGUAUGACUGAAGCACAUCUUCCUAGCCAGACUCUGGAACAGGGUCUGGAUGUUUUGGAAAUCAUGAGAAAUAUUCAUGUUUUUGUAUCCCGCUACCUCUACAAUCUGAAUAAUCAGAUCUUCAUUGAAAGAACAAGUAAUAACAAACACUUGAACACUAUCAAUAUCCGACACAUUGCUAAUUCAAUUCGAACUCAUGGAACAGGAAUCAUGAACACAACAGUAAACUUCACUUACCAAUUUCUGAGGAAAAAGUUUUAUAUUUUUAGUCAGUUCAUGUAUGAUGAACAUAUCAAAUCCAGACUUAUCAAAGACAUCAGGUUCUUCAGGGAAGUCAAGGAUCAAAAUGAUCACAAGUAUCCCUUUGAAAGAGCAGACAAAUUCAACCGUGGCAUCAGAAAACUUGGAAUAACCCCGGAUGGCCAGAGCUAUCUUGACCAGUUCAGACAACUCAUAAGUCAAAUUGGCAACGCUAUGGGCUAUGUACGAAUGAUAAGAUCCGGUGGACUUCACUGCUGUAGUAGUGCAAUUAGGUUUGUUCCUGAUCUGGAAGAUAUUGUUAACUUUGAAGAGCUGGUGAAAGAAGAAGGACUUUCAGAAGAAACACAAACAGCAGCAAGGCAGUUGGACUCUGUCCUCAGUGACCUCACGCGCAACUUUGCAGAAGGAACGGAGUACUUCAAAAUGCUUGUGGAUGUAUUUGCUCCUGAAUUCCGCAGCCCAAAGAAUAUGCAUUUGCGGAACUUCUAUAUAAUUGUUCCCCCACUGACCCUCAAUUUUGUGGAGCAUUCAAUCAGUUGUAAGGAGAAAUUGAAUAAGAAGAAUAAAAGUGGAGCAGCUUUCACUGAUGAUGGGUUUGCCAUGGGUGUGGCUUACAUUCUGAAGCUUUUGGAUCAGUACCAGGAGUUUGAUUCUCUGCACUGGUUCCAGUCUGUUAGAGAGAAGUACAUAAAGGAAAUAAGAGCAGUAGCUAAGCAACAGAAUGUGCAGUCCACUAAUCAAGAUGAAAAACUACUGCAAACUAUGAACCUUACACACAAGAGACUGGAAGUUUGUUUACAGGAAUUUGAACUCCUUUAUUUCUCACUAAGUAGUGCAAGAAUUUUUUUCAGAGCAGAUAAAACUGCAGCAGAAGAAAACCAGGAAAAGAAAGAAAAAGAAGAAGAAUCUGUUAAAGCAAGCAAUGGAGAUCUUUCCAACUCUACGCCUGCAGAUCCUGUUGUGAAAUGAUAUGGCUGGUCUGAUUUGCAUCCACAGAAGUAAAGAAAUCCAGAGCCAAGACAGAACCACAAUCAGCUCUUCCUUUUAUGACCAGGCACUGUGUGAUGGGUGUCUGUAACUAAGAAGUGAUCUUACACUUCAUGAAUAUGUUGUGCCUAAUUGCAGGUUUCAGCCUCGAUUCUGUAUUUCCUAGCCUUUGUAGGUCUGUUGUACUGUCUGUGUUGUUCAUACAGUCUUACAUGCCUGACUAUUAACAAUAAUUGCACUGCAGGCUUCAGAAGCUGCUGAACACUGUGAGAACUCUGUAUAAAUACAACAUCUGUUAAUGCCUGCAAGUAGAGGUUCUAGAUUGUGCAAGUUACUCAGAUUCCUAACUUAAGUAGCUAGACUUAGCUUAAAAGUAAACAGAACUUUCAUUAAAAGGUGUAGUUGUGUUUCAGUCUCCCAGAACAUAAAACACUUCUAGGUCUUACUAACUAGAAAAAACUACUCUAGUCAGUCCAACUGAGAAUUACUUUUUGGAGGGAUUUUUUGGCAUUCUUAACUGUAUUUUUUUUUUUUUUUUAGACCAUACUUGCCAGCUUCUUUAAUCCCUUCCAAUUACAAAAAAUGUAAUGUUUUAAUGGUUCAAAUUGUUCCAUUCACCCUUGGGUCACUGGUUAAGACAAUUCCUGACAUACUUCUGGUUUGCCCUUUCCUGCCAGUCACUUCAAUAUUCAGAAAGCUCGGACAAAUGUUUUGUUGCAACUGGAAAGACUGGGCUGAUCUGAAAGUCCUUUUGUUGGUUCUGGAAACAUCACACAAAAGUUUCAUGGACUGUUUAAAUCAGCUGAGCUCAUUAAACUUUUUAUUUUUAAUCAAUGAUAACUGCAGAGACUGCCCUAAAAAAUGCUGCAUUACUUGAUUUAUAUUUUUGCUUUUUUAUUUUGAUACAGGUAUUUUUUUUAACUUGUGUAACUUUCUUUUUUGACCAAAUUGUGCCCGCACUGAAUGCUCAGCAUUGCUGCUGAGAUCAACAUUCUCGCUGCUGCUGCUAAUUUCCAUACUGUUGCAAUUGCAGUGGACAUAUUUCCGUAUUCCCAUCUCCUCUGAAGUCACUUAAGUUCUUGGCUUGGGGUGGCCAAGCACUACAUUUCCUUCUUCCACAGCAACUGCAGAAUCGCAUAUAGAUGGUGUUUGUUUCCCCCAGGAUGGAGUUGCAGGGUAGCUAGGUACAGUCAAGAUAUUACCCAUGUUCUAAUAAAAUCUGCACUUGUAUUUUCCCUUCUCCUAUUUUUUUUUUCUUUUGGAAAGACACCAUCUCGGAUAGGUAAUACUUUGCAGUUGAACAUAAAUUGACCUGUGGUUUGUUUUUUUUUUAAUGUGUGGUGGUUAACAAAUUCGUGUGGUUCUGGUGAUGGAAAGUCUACAGGAAAGACAUAAGCCUAUUUUUAUAGAAGCCUGUUUAAUCCGGGAGACCUGAAUGUAUACUAUAUAUUGCAAAAAUAUAUACAUACACACAAAUGUGUACAGUGAUAGAGCUAUUCUUGCUAAUACAGGAUUGUAGUUUAUAUUUCCUUCUUUUUGUCAUUGAGCAGCAGAUACCUGCAGAAAGCUUUUCUCAUCUGAAAUAGAGUGGGUGCUGGAUGUAGAUGUGACACCCUCCUCUGUGUCAGUGAGAGUCACAUUAAAUCAUUUUCCCCCAUGAGAAUCUGGAAGGGGUGCAAAAUUCUUGCUGUGGUGCUACAACUAUUUGCAUUGCUUUUGCUCUCCUGUUCCAAUUAUAGGCACAAGAUGGACCUUAACUGGUUGUCUGGAAAGGAGAUGAUGGAGUUAAAACAAAAAAUCCCCCAAACUAAACAGAAUGAGCUCCCUCAAAAUUCCCAGAGGUGUUAAAGUGAGGAUGAUGAGUUUGCUGCAGGGACAUAAGCCAGAUCUCUAGUGGGUUUUUUCCUUUGAGUGGGGGGCAGAACAGUCUCCCCAAGAAGGCCAGUGCCACCACUGCCCUUGUGUGACAUAACCUCAUCUUGUGAUGAGGCUGUUGCAUGGAGAAGUGGUAGCAGCUGCUCUCCUGGGGCUCUUGCAACCUGUUUCUGAUGCGGUGCUGUGCCCUUUGAUGCCAGAAGCCCUGGGGGUGCUGUGCCCAGCACCAUGGUUAGGGGGGAGUGGAGCACAGCGAUGCCUCGCUUGCUUUCAUCCCCAAGGUUGGAAGGUGUUUGUGUUGACAGGUGAUACAUGAUGGCUACAGCAGCACCCAACUGGGGUUGGACUGCUGGUGCUGAAGGGUAGGUUCUGGAGGUCCUGAUGCAGUCUGUAAUCAGAAGUAAAUUUGAGUUUUCAUCUGAUGUCUGUCGACAACAGCUGUUUUCAGCUUCUCAGGUACAAAGGACCAAAUGUAACACUUAAUGUUUCCUAACUCAUUGUACAAAAGGGUAUUUUGUUACCUCGGUCUCUUUGGUUUGAGUAGAGAACAUUAUGUACAUAAAACUGUGUUAAUAAAUGUAAUUUUGAGAACUUCA